AUGGACAACUCGCACCCCGUCGUACCCUACAUCGGACAGGCCGCAUGGGCGUUCGUCCAGCCUCACUUCUCGCAGCACGGCAAGGACACUCUCGCGAACCUCAUCGCCUUUGUCGAGGAAGAAUGCAUCCCGGCCGAAAAGCUCUUCCACGACCAAAUCUCGACCGACCCAUCGACACGCUGGAAGUCCUACCCGGCGGUGAUCGAGCAGCUCAAGCAGAAGGCCAAGGACCGCGGGUUGUGGAUGUUGUGGGCCAACAAGGCGCAGUACCAGCAGAUCGGGAACGGGUUGAGUAACCUCGAGUAUGCGGUCAUGGCGGAGAUUAUGGGUCAUGCGAUUCGCGUUGCGCCCGAGGCGACUAACUCGAGCGCACCCGACACUGGCAACAUGGAGGUCCUCGCCCGCUACGGCAACGACGCCCAGAAGCGCCAGUGGCUCCAGCCCCUCGUCGAGGGAAAGAUCAGGAGCAGCUUUGCCAUGACCGAGUAUGGGAUCGCUAGUUCCGACGCGACCAACAUCCGCACCUCGAUCGUGCUCGACGAGAAGACCAACGAAGUGGUCAUCAACGGCCACAAGUGGUGGAUCUCGGGCGCGGGAGACCCGAGGAACAAGGUUCAUCUCGUGAUGGGCAAGUCGGACCCCAAGGCGAACAAGUACAACCAGCAGAGUAUCGUCAUUGUCCCGAGCGACACGCCGGGCGUCAAGCUUGUCCGCCCCAUGCAGGUCUUCGGCUACGACGAUGCCCCGGAGGGCCACUUUGAAGUCAGGUACGAGAACGUCCGCGUUCCCGCAUCCAACCUGAUCCUCGGUCUCGGCCGCGGGUUCGAGAUCAUCCAAGGCCGCCUCGGACCCGGUCGUUUGCACCACUGCAUGCGUUCAAUCGGCCUCGCCUCGCGCGCUUUGGAGUUGGCCCUCCUGCGCGCGACGGACGAGCGCAAGCAGACGUUUGGGAAGAGCUUGUACCAGCACGGGACGGUCGUGAGGGACAUUGCCGAGUGCAGGAUCAAGAUUGAUCAGGCUAGGUUGUUGGUGCUCAGUGCGGCGCUGGUCGUGGAUAAGCACCCGGAGAGGGCAAAGGGCGCGUUGAGGGAGAUUGGGAUGGCAAAGGCCUUCGUCCCGACCGUCGUCAACGAAGUCAUCGACCGCGCGAUGCAGCUCCACGGCGCCGAAGGAAUCUGCCAGGACACCCCUCUCGCGCAGAUGUGGGCCGGAGUCCGCACCCUCCGCUACGCCGACGGACCCGACGAAGUCCACCUCGACCAACUCGGCCGCACGGAGCUCAAGAAGGUCCCUGAGAUUCGCGCGAAGCAUGAGAGGUUCCGCAGGCGCGAGGAGGAGGUGACGAAGGGACAGAAGACGGCUUCGAAGCUUUGA
Rhodotorula toruloides NP11 is the source of this 1374-nucleotide messenger RNA. RefSeq names its product acyl-CoA dehydrogenase. The transcript has 11 exons. NCBI's taxonomy places the organism in Eukaryota, Fungi, Basidiomycota, Microbotryomycetes, Sporidiobolales, Sporidiobolaceae. Bases 1 to 1374 code for a protein of 457 amino acids. The record is from RefSeq and is a predicted model, not a curated record. Gene Ontology annotation, molecular function: flavin adenine dinucleotide binding; oxidoreductase activity, acting on the CH-CH group of donors.